Molecule: messenger RNA, 618 nt
Organism: Pediculus humanus corporis (human body louse)
Lineage: Eukaryota; Metazoa; Arthropoda; Insecta; Psocodea; Pediculidae
Exons: 4
Coding region: 1-618 (205 amino acids)
Source: RefSeq, a predicted model, not a curated record
AUGAUAAAAGAAGAAUGUAAAAUGAAGAAUUGUUUAAACGAAUCCGUAACGGAAACGCCAUUUUUAACAGUACAUUGGCUUGAAAAUGAAGCAAUUGCAGGUUUUAGAGUUUGGCAAAUAAUGUUUUUAUGUUUGGCUGGAAUAUUAACACUUACAAUCAUACUCUGUUGUUGCAUUAGAUUUAGAAUACCAAGAACAAAACAAGAAAUAGAAGCUGAUUUCAUAAGGAAAAAAAUAACAAAAAAAUUUCGUAAAAGAUUAAGAAUGAUACAUAAUUCUGACAUGGAUGAAAUGGAUUUGAAAAGAGCUUUGGAUAGAGUAAGAGCAGAAUUUAAAUCCGAUACUGAAAGUUUAGCACAAUCGGAUGUUUUAUCACAAGCCACGUUAAAUUCUGGAAAUUAUUAUUCUUGUAACGUGAAAGAAGAUUAUGAUGUUGAUAAUAAAAUAAAUGAUUAUUCAAAUUCUUUAAAAAAAAAACAAGAUGGAGGAGAAAAUGGCAGAAGAGAGAGUAAUUUAGGUAUAUAUAUAGAAAAUGGCGAAUAUCCAUUGAUGAAAUUAUGGAAAAAGAAAGAACAAAAUCAUCAAGCAGAAAAUUUUCAACAUUUGCAGGAUUGUUAA